CUUACAAAGACUGCUGUUUCAUGUAUUCUCGAAUAGGAGGUGUCAGAUCUCUUCAGAAGCAUUUAGAAAUUCUACCUGUGGAGGACUAUGACAACACUUUGAUAUUUGAAGCCAGGUUUGAGAGUGGUAAUCUGCAAAAGGUGGUCAAAGUCGCUGAUUAUGAAUAUCAGUUGACUCUGCGCCCUGACCUCUUCACAAGUAGACACACCCAGUGGUAUUACUUUCAAGUGACCAACACUCAAGCAGGGAUACCCUAUCAUUUCACCAUUGUCAACUUCACUAAGCCAGAUAGUCUGUACAAUCAAGGCACGCGCCCUCUCUUCUGCUCUGAAAAAGAGGCCAAGACAAACAAUAUUGGCUGGCAGAGAACAGGAGACCAAAUCAAGCAUUUUAGGAACAACAUAGGGCAAGAGGGGCGUCAGUUCUUUUCUCUUACGUGGACUUUCCAAUUUCCAUAUGACAAAGAUACAUGUUACUUUGCUCACUGCUACCCAUAUACAUAUGCCAGCCUGCAAGACUACCUUUUAGGUAUCACUAAUGACCCAAUCAGGUCACAGUAUUGUAAAAUCCGUGUGCUCUGCCACACACUUGCUAGGAACAUGGUAUAUGUUUUAACAACUACUACUCCUUUGAAGAAUACUGAAUCAAGAAAGCGUAAGGUGGUGAUUUUGACCGCCAGGGUACAUCCAGGAGAAACCAAUAGUUCUUGGAUCAUGAAAGGCUUCCUGGAUUACAUCCUAGGAGAUUCAAGUGAUGCUCAGCUGCUCCGGGACACAUUUAUCUUCAAAGUGAUACCUAUGCUGAAUCCAGACGGUGUGAUUGUGGGAAAUUAUCGAUGUUCCUUAGCUGGACAGGAUUUGAACCGUUGCUACACAUCUGGCCAAAAGGACUCUUAUCCUUCUGUUUGGUACACCAGGAAUAUGAUCCGUAGAUUAAUGGAAGAUCGGGAAAUUCUCCUAUAUUGUGACCUUCAUGGCCACAGUAGGAGAGGGAAUAUCUUCAUGUAUGGCUGUGAGGAUAGUGAUGAAAAUAAAGAGUUGUGCUUAGAGCAACGAAUAUUUCCAUUUAUGCUGAGCAAGAAUUGUCCAAACAAAUUUUCAUUCUCAGCUUGUAAGUUUGAUGUUCAGAAGAGCAAAGAAGGGACAGGAAGGGUAGUUAUGUGGAAGAUGGGAAUCCAAAACAGCUUUACCAUGGAGGCUACUUUCUGUGGCUCUACUCUUGGUAAUAGACGAGGUACCCAUUUCAACACAAAAGACUUGGAGUCUAUGGGAUAUCAUUUUUGUGAUUCUCUUUUAGACUAUUGUGAUCCAGACCAAACAAAGUAUUAUCAAUGCAUGAAAGAAUUAGAAGAAUUGGAGAUGCAGCAGUCAGGCAUAACAAACUCAGAUAAAAUGCAUUAUGAUUCAGAUGCUUCAUUCAUAGAUACUGCAUUGGAUCUAGAUUGUAGUGAUGAAUCUGACAUUUCAGAGACCAGUGAAACUUCAACUUUUCUCAAAGAAACUUCCCAG
Molecule: messenger RNA, 1508 nt
Organism: Vombatus ursinus (common wombat)
Lineage: Eukaryota; Metazoa; Chordata; Mammalia; Diprotodontia; Vombatidae
Product: cytosolic carboxypeptidase 3-like
Exons: 7
Biological process (GO): proteolysis
Molecular function (GO): metallocarboxypeptidase activity; zinc ion binding
Source: RefSeq, a predicted model, not a curated record